This is a messenger RNA of Sinocyclocheilus anshuiensis, 574 nucleotides long. Its product is annotated as glutamate receptor ionotropic, delta-1-like. The coding region runs from base 302 to 544 and encodes 80 amino acids. The transcript has 2 exons. Lineage: Eukaryota; Metazoa; Chordata; Actinopteri; Cypriniformes; Cyprinidae. The record is from RefSeq and is a predicted model, not a curated record.
CAAACCACACUGAGAGCUGCAGCGCGCGGACCCGUUGCGUUGCCUCUGACCGUGGUACUCCCGUCGUUUCCCUUGCUCUCCUACCCCUCCUUUUCUGCUUUCCUUCCCUUGAGAGCUUCUUUUUCUCACCGCGAAUAUCCUUUCUCACUUUCAAUUUGAAUAGAUCUCGGAGAAAGAUAGAAGUGACGCAUCCUUGAUCUCCUCCACAGCGGUCGUUCUCGCGCACGCUCUUUUUCUCUCUGGAACUGGAUUUUUGAAACGACGUGGACGCGUGGAUGAUACACCGGGGCGAGAACUGGAGAUGGAGUUGCUCGUGAUCAGCCUCUCCUUAUGGAUCCUGCAGUGCCGCUCAGCUCGCGCGGACUCCAUUAUCCACAUCGGAGCUAUUUUUGAACAGAACGCCAUACGGGAUGACGAGGUUUUUCAGCUUGCCAUUUCAGACCUGAGUUUGAACGACGACAUCCUCCAGAGUGAGAGGAUUACCCAUUCUAUCAAACUUAUCGAGCCCAACAACCCCUUCCAGGCUGUACAGGAAGGUGAGUGAGUGACUGGUAUCUCUCAGCAAUCGAUUAAC